Messenger RNA from Paramecium sonneborni, 944 nucleotides. The record is from the annotation of a GenBank genome assembly. NCBI's taxonomy places the organism in Eukaryota, Ciliophora, Oligohymenophorea, Peniculida, Parameciidae.
CUUUAAUAAAUAAAUAUAAAAUAAUAUGACUGAAUCAGAAUACUCACAAUUUCUAUUUGAAAAGCAUGAUCCAAAUAAAUUCAAUAAAUAUGAGGAAAUAAAAUAUCUUAGAGGGUUCAGGUUGCCUAAUGAUAAGAAUAGUACAAUUUAUUUAUUGGAUGAUGAUGGAGGGUAAAUAAUUUCUUGAAUUUAGUUGGUGUGAUAUAAAUGGUUGUUACUAUAAUUUAGAAGGUGAACCUAGUGGUUGGAUUAUUUUAUCAAGAGAUGGGAAGAAAUUUAUGAAAUUUAGUAUGAAUUCUGAAUUUGUUUAUGAAAAGCCAAAUCUUUAUUAUUCAAAUAAGUCAUUUAAUAUAAUACUUUAGAAAUAAUAAGAUUAAUAAAAAUAAUAGCCUUAAAUAGAAUUUAAAAAAUAAUAAUAAAAUCAACCUAAUUAAGAAAAUUAAAAGAAGUAAGAGAAUAAAAAAAAAGAUAAAUAAAAAGUAAAUGAUGGCGAAAAAGUUAAGUAUAAUUAAGAAAAAGUAAAGGAUUAAAUAUAAAGUGAAAAAGAAGAAUAAAGUGAUUUAUAUAUUGAAAAAAUUGAUAAAUAGCUAUCAAAUGAAAUAAGCAAUUCAAAAGUUGAUCAAAAAAAUGAUUAAGAAAAAGAAUCAAAUAAAUAAAAGGAUAGAUAAAAAAAAGAUAAAAGAAACAAAAAUAAAAAAAAGGAAGAUAAUUAAAACAAUGGUGAAUCAAAGAAAUAUUAUAUAUUAAAUAUCAACGAAAAUACUUUGAUCAAAGAGUAGUUUAUCAAAUGUCUGAUUGAAGAGUACAAAAUUAAAGAAGAUGAAAUAUUAGAAUAUAAUGAAAAUAUCUUAAAACUAGUUUAAGAGAAAGAUGCUAUAAAAUUAUAUAGAUUGAACUAAAAGGAUUAAACUGAUAAAGUUUAGAAAUUCAUUGUCUCCACAUGA